Molecule: messenger RNA, 1494 nt
Organism: Hemibagrus wyckioides
Lineage: Eukaryota; Metazoa; Chordata; Actinopteri; Siluriformes; Bagridae
Gene: nol12
Product: nucleolar protein 12
Exons: 6
Coding region: 65-778 (237 amino acids)
Cellular component (GO): nucleolus
Molecular function (GO): RNA binding
Source: RefSeq, a predicted model, not a curated record
UGAGCAACACGGACCGGGUUCAGUGACACACACCGGACCGGACGUGGACAGGACGCACGUGAAGAUGGGCAAACCGAGAAAACAUGGACAGUUUAAAGACGGAAAUAAACAUAAACAUAAACCCGGGUUUAAAAACAGACAGAAUAAACGCCUGGUCAUGUUCGAUGAUAAAGACAGACAUGAGUUCCUCACCGGUUUCCACAAGAGGAAGGUGGAGAGGCGUAAAGCAGCGGUGGAGGAGAUAAAGAACAAACUGAAAGAGGAGCAGAAACGAGUCAGAGAGGAGAGACAUAAAGAAUACCUGAAGAUGCUGAAAGAGAGGAAAGAGGCACUCGAAGAUGCAGAUGAACUUGAUGAUGUCAUCACCUCAACCACGGAGUCUGUGCAGUAUGACCAUCCCAACCACACUGUUACCGUGACAACCAUCAGUGACCUCGACCUGUCUGGUGCUCAACUGCUGGAGGCUCUGACCAAUCAUAAGGCAGCAGGAGGUGAUGGUGGUGGUGAUGAGAGAGGUGAUGAAGAGGAGAGAGUAGAAGCUUUACCCAGGAAAGCUGGAAAUCCUCUGCUGUCCAAAAAGAUCCAGUCUCUCUCAGCAUCGCUCAACUCCUUCACCAAACAGAAGAAGAACAGAAAAGGUAAACAGGACAGCCGGGGGCGGAGUCAGCAGGGGGACAGGAAGUCGUCGGUUGCCGUGGGCAACAAGCACCGCCUUGGCAAAACAACAAAGAAGCAGAGGCGCAAGAGAACAGGCAGGAAGGAGCGGAGUCAGGACUGAGGAGCUGCUGAUCAACACCACCACCACCACCACACUGAAAACACAAACAAACGUGUUACACUGUUUAUAGAAACUUUGUGGAGUGGUUUCUCCAUCCUGGAAUCCAUGACAUCUCCUCAGAAGCUCUGUGUGCUUCCAGAACCCUGCAUGCUCUUCUGGGGUUCCUCCUGUGGGUUUGGAACCCGGUCACUCCUGACGUCUGUCCUGUUCUGCUCCAGUACAGACACCGCCAUGGGGCGUGGACAGUUGUCAUGGUAACUAGAGAAGCACCAUAUGCAACACUGAGAGCUGAGAGCAGACUGAACUGUUAUUCUUUUGGUGUUGGGAUGAUGACAUCAUCUUAGUGCUGAACUUCACAAUAUUACAGAACCAUGUUAGAAGGAAACACACACACACACACACAGCCUUAAUCACCUGGAUCAGGUGUGCUGCAUCUCGUUCCAUCAAAUACAGCAGCUUUCUUUGUACACUGUGUUCUGAUUGGCUGAGAGCUGUGUGUGUGUGUGUGUGUGUGUGUUAGAAGUGUACAGUUGAAACACACACUGCCACAGAUAUGUAAUUUUGAGUAAAUUUACAUGUUGAUCUCAGACAUAAAAAUGCCAUAUCUUAACUACAAGAUGAAGAUGAUCAAGACGAAUGCUGUGUGUGAGAGAUUCAGUGCCACAUGUUUCUAAAUGUUUUCUAUUAUAUUGUUAAUAAAAGUCAUGUUUCCAGGC